Molecule: messenger RNA, 840 nt
Organism: Penicillium nucicola
Lineage: Eukaryota; Fungi; Ascomycota; Eurotiomycetes; Eurotiales; Aspergillaceae
Product: bZIP transcription factor
Exons: 2
Coding region: 1-840 (279 amino acids)
Biological process (GO): regulation of transcription by RNA polymerase II
Cellular component (GO): nucleus
Molecular function (GO): DNA-binding transcription activator activity, RNA polymerase II-specific; RNA polymerase II transcription regulatory region sequence-specific DNA binding
Source: RefSeq, a predicted model, not a curated record
AUGCCGGGGGAACCAAGUGGCUUUGACAAGAUUGACAACUUCAAUUUCUUGAUGUCGCGCCACGAUCCCGCAGCCAAGACUCGUCAUUAUUCCUUUGAUGCUGAUGCUGGGCUGGUCCCUUAUGGCAACGUCAGUAUGGAUUACGAUCAGACCGAGGGCAUGGGUGGCCUCUCAGUCAGCUCCUACGAUAGUAUAGACGAUGACCGCAGUUCUCUCGAUCUCCGAGGGUAUCCCUAUCACGGGCUUCCUUCGGGACUCUCGCUUACUCCUUCUACAGCUCCUGGCGAGAAAAACAUCAACUACGGCCUCCCUGAGCACAUGAUGCCCUAUUCAGCUCACUCCAUCUAUCCCCCAGUGCCCUUUGCGCCCGAUGAACUGGGCCAUGCACCGGGGGCUCUCACUCCAUCGGAUGUCUCGUCGUCCAUCUCCCCGCCCAACGGCCAGAUGGGCAACACCAAAUAUAGCACCUCCAUCUCGGGAGACCGCAUCGCCGCUGCCCUUGACCAAGAAGAGGGCGUCCGCGGUGCGGCCGAAGAGGACCGCCGCCGCCGCAACACGGCCGCCAGUGCUCGCUUCCGCAUGAAAAAGAAGCAGCGGGAACAGGUCCUGGAACGGACCGUUCGCGAAACCACCGAGAAGAACGCUUCUCUCGAGGCUCGGGUCGCUCAGCUCGAGAUGGAGAAUCGGUGGUUGAAGAACCUCCUCACCGAGAAACACGAUACCGGCUCUCGUCCGCCUCCCCCCAAGGACAGCUCGGCGCUCGACCAAAAAGCGGCGCCCAUCAACUCCAGGCAAAAACAUAUCCAGCCCAAGAAAAAGGGCGUCGGCACUCAAGAGUGA